Megachile rotundata (alfalfa leafcutting bee) is the source of this 1560-nucleotide messenger RNA. Its product is annotated as RAS oncogene family member Rab18. The record is from RefSeq and is a predicted model, not a curated record. Gene Ontology annotation, molecular function: GTPase activity; GTP binding. NCBI's taxonomy places the organism in Eukaryota, Metazoa, Arthropoda, Insecta, Hymenoptera, Megachilidae.
AUAGUCUGUUUCAUGUAAAAUAUAUUCUUCAGUACUGACUGUAUGAAUUCAUUAUGUUUAAUAGCUGACAACUUUGAUUAGUGUUUUCUUGGUAUAUAACGCAUAUAUUGAAGCUUUGAGGGAUUAUAAAAAGUAUGAGAUCAUUCGUUAGACUUGAAUGACGUUUUACUUUGUUGCAAUAGUAACAUAAAGUGACUGUUAGAAAUUACACAAUACACACAGUGAAUCCUAUAAUAAUAUAACAAAAAAUGGAUAUGGAUCAGGACGUAUUAACAGUGCUGAAGCUGUUAAUGAUAGGAGAAUCUAAUGUUGGAAAAUCGAGCAUUAUUCUCAGAUUCACGGAAGAUGAAUUCUAUGAAAACAUGCAGAGUACAGUGGGUAUGGACUACAAAACUAAGCAAAUUACAAUUGAUGGCAAUAUGGUAAAAUUAGCAAUUUGGGACACUGCUGGCCAAGAACGUUUUCGUACCCUAACACCUAGUUAUUAUAGAGAUGGUCAAGGUGCUAUAUUAGUAUAUGAUGUUACAGAUAGGGUAACAUUUGUGAAGUUAGAAACAUGGCUUAAUGAAUUGAAUACAUAUUGCAAUAAAACAGAUAUUGUUAAAAUGGUAGUAGGUAACAAAAUAGACUUACCGAAUAGAGAAGUAAGUACAGAGGAGGGCCUGCAAUUUGCAAGAAGACAUCAAACUCUGUAUAUUGAGAGUAGUGCCAAAACAGCAGAUGGAAUUAAAUGUUGUUUUGAAGAGCUUGUACAAAAGAUAAUACAAACACCAGGACUCUGGGACAGACAGCCUUUUCUUAAAGCAUAUGGUAAUGGAAGUAUGGGAGGAGUAAGACACAGAGGCCAGAGAGGAAUACAAUUGGCAAAUGAUUCUCAACCGCAUGAACCAUACUCAAACUGUUAUUGUAGUCUGGUUUAGCUGAUAUGAAAUUCAGAUGGUGAUAAUUGCAAGGAAGCCAUACCUCAAAUAUGGUCUAAACUCUACUUGAAAACUAGAUUCUUAAGUGUGAGAAUUUUUAUGACAGAUGUGUUUAAUAAUACAGCACACUAUUAUUUUGUGCAUGUUGUGAGAAGAAAUGUUUCGUACAUGUACUAAAGAUACAUAAAUAUGAGUUUGCUUGUAACUUCUAAUUCUUUGUUAAAUAGUUGAAUUUUAUAUAGGUAUUUGUAAUACCAAUUUAUAUUCGUGUAAAUAUAUUUAUGCAUAUCUACAAAAUUUAAUGAUUAAUAAAUAUUGAUAGAACUAUAAUAACAUCGCAAGCAAACAUAGUAUCUUUAACUCCUGCAAAACAGUUUUGAUUCAAUUUCAGAAUUAGACAUUUUUAUUCUUAGACUAUUAAUUCAUUUAAAUGAUUUGCACAAAUAAUGUAAUACAUAUUGCUACAUGUAGAUGUACUUAGAUGUAUCAUAAUGUAACAUCUAUACAUUUAUUUAAUCUUUUAUUUUUACGUAUAUUUAUAUGUUAAAAAAUUGCUUGGAUAAACACAAAGUAAUUUUAUCGAACAAAGUUAUUUUAAUGUAUCCAUUUGUAAAUAAAAUACUUUUCAGUAUUUAAAUUA